AUGGUAAGAGUCGCCCGGAUCCGGCGCUGCGACCUGCAGCGGGUGGGCCGCCUGGGCGUGGGCGCCUUCGGCCUGGUGACGCUGGAGGCAGACCGCAGAAAUGGCCGCACCUAUGCGCUCAAGGCGGUGUCCAAGGGCUACCUGGCGCAUUUGAGGAUGGAGUAUUCUGUGCUCAACGAGAAGCGCAUCCUGAAGAUGCUGGACACGCCCUUCGUCGUCCGGCUCCUUGCGACCUACAAUGGCCGAGAGCACGUCUACUUUCUCUUGGAGGCCGCUCUGGGCGGCGAGUUGUUUACCACCUACGAGCGUUUGAAGCUGUACGGCUCCGAGCACCAUGCCCGCUUCUAUGUGGCAUGCGUCACUGAGGCUUUGACGCACCUCCACGAGAAGAAUGUCAUUUACCGGGACCUGAAACCGGAGAACCUCCUCCUGGACGUGCACGGCUUCUGCAAGGUCACUGAUAUGGGCCUCGCAAAGAUCUCUUCGUGCCCGACGUUCACCAUGGUGGGCACGCCGGACUACAUGGCUCCAGAGGUCAUCGACCAGACUGGGCACACCAAGUCGGUUGAUUGGUGGACUCUGGGCGUACUGCUCUUUGAGCUACUCUCAGGACACGCUCCCUUCGAAUCGAAGAGUGGCAAUGCCCAUGAGACCUACGGCCUGGUGAAGCGGGGCAUCGAGACGGUGCGCUUCCCCGAGGCCGUGAAGCCCGAGGCCGGCGCUUUGGUUCGAAACCUUUGCCAUCGGAACCCAGAGGUGCGCCUUCGCACCCCCGUGCUCCGAGAGCACGGCUUCUUCCGGCGCUUCGACUGGCCAGGAUUGCAGCAACUGCGCAUGGCACCACCACUGGUGCCGCAGGUGCGAGGGCCGCGGGACCUCACGAACUUUAGGGACUGUGAGCAUGAGGACCCCCAGGACAUGCCCUACCAGGACACGGGCAGCGGCUGGGACAUCGGCUUCGAGGACGACAUUCUCUCCAGCGGCGCGUCGGCCGCGGCGGCGGCCGCGCCCAUGCU
Effrenium voratum is the source of this 1016-nucleotide messenger RNA. Lineage: Eukaryota; Dinophyceae; Suessiales; Symbiodiniaceae. The record is from the annotation of a GenBank genome assembly.